Messenger RNA from Ciona intestinalis (vase tunicate), 2325 nucleotides. NCBI's taxonomy places the organism in Eukaryota, Metazoa, Chordata, Ascidiacea, Phlebobranchia, Cionidae. The record is from RefSeq and is a predicted model, not a curated record.
AGUUGUUAGAGAUUUUUGAAGUUAAGUUUAACAAUGUCGAAAGUAGUCAAGAAAUGUGUAAAUGAAUUUUCAAGACGUGGAUUUCUAUAUAGUUUACUUGACCCAAAACCCUGUGUUAUUCACGUGAGAAAGCAAACCUUUUUUUCAUCAAAUUAUUCACAUCAUGAUCAGUCGAAUCACGGGAGAAACAGAAAAUGGACUUUAGCUUUCGGGGUUGGAGGGGCACUUGCAGUGUUUGCUGCUCAUAAAUCCAAUGACAACAAAGCCAGUGCUGCCAGGUAUGAUCCAAGCUCACCAUUUUUGGGAGCUGGAAACACUGGUGGCAACACAAGAAGAGGAGCGUUUAAUUUUGUAGCUGAUGUUGUCCAAGUUGCCGGCCCGGCUGUUGUUCAUAUUGAGAGACUUGUAAAUGUCCCAUUCACAAGGAGGGCGGUAGCUGUUUCAAAUGGAUCGGGAUUUCUUGUUGAAUCGAAUGGAUUGAUUAUAACUAACGCUCAUGUGGUGGGAAACCAAUCUGCGUUAAAUGUUAAAUUACAAGAUGGAAGGGAAUUUGAAGGACAAGUUAUUGGGAUUGAUGAAGCUCGAGAUAUUGCUGCCGUGAAAAUUAAUUGUACUGGGUUACCCAAGAUUCCCCUCGGCACGACCCGUGACCUUCGACCUGGCGAAUGGGUGGUGGCGAUAGGGAGCCCUCUAGCGCUCAAAAACACGGUGACGGCUGGUAUUGUGAGUAAUAUGUGUCGAGCGGGGAAGGAGCUUGGGUUAAGAGACGAAGAGAAAAGGGACAUGGAAUACAUUCAAACCGAUGCAACUAUUAAUGUUGGCAACUCAGGAGGUCCUUUAGUAAACUUAGAUGGUGAAGUUAUUGGUAUCAACUCAAUGAUGGCUUCAGCUGGGAUUGGUUUCGCCAUUCCAAUCGAUUACGUCCGAGAUUUCCUACAACAACUAGAACAUGGACAGCAGACCAGGGUCCAACACACACGUCGAUGGAUAGGUGUAAGUAUGUUGUCACUCACACCAGAAAUAUCCUCACACCUCAGGGCAAGGAAUCCUGACUUUCCUGACGUAACUACGGGUGUUUAUGUUCAUAAAGUAACCCCUGAUUCACCUUCUGACAUAGCUGGUGUCCAAAAUGGUGAUGUCAUAAUAAAGAUUAACGGAAAACAAAUAAAUGGUGUCAGUGAUGUGCUGGAAACUCUUAAGCAAAACCAAGUUCUCAACGCGUCAAUUUGUCGCAGAGGAAGGACAAUCGUUGUUCGAAUUAUCGCUGAAGAAAUUGUUCAUUGAUGAAAUUGUUCACAUGCAAAGUCACUGAAUCAAUGUUCUCCCAAUAUUUGUAUUGUUGGAAUUGUUAUUUCAGCGUAACAACUCAUUCAACUCAACAACAUUCUUUUGCUCCAGUUUUAUUGUUUGGAUGUUGUUGUUGUUUCUAUUUUAUUCCUUGCAAUAAUUAGAAUUAAUAUGUACUAUGUAGUGACAACACUGAUUAGCUGAUAACAUUUAUUUUAACUAAAAAACACUUUUUAUUUUCAACUCAUUUCUGCAAACUUGGAAAUUUCCUGAUGAAUCUAUUUUUUUUGAAACAUCUUAAAACUUGAUGGCUAAUUUUCACUCACUUCUACUGUUUUCAUCCAUUGUAGGCUAAAGUAUUGGGGUAACUCAAACUGUAACUAUUCCGUGGCAAAUUGAUGGUAUUUGCCACCAGCCACUGUGAAUUUCUAAGGCAGACUGGUUAAGCAGAAAUCCACAAUACUUGAUAUUUUACUUUCCCAGGUUACCUACAACUUGUGUUUAUGUGUUGCAUAUUAUGGUAGCAAUGUAUGGUCCUUUAUAUUGUUUCCCAACUACCUUUUGUAGCAACUUUGUUUUUUUCUUAACAUUUUGUGUUUUACGCAAUAGUUUCAUGUGAAAUAUUAAUAAUAAUAUGAUUAUGAAAAUCAUGAGUUGAUAAUUUCAUAAUGUUUCUUACAUUUUCUUGGUUUAAUUCAUGCAAUGGUUUGUACAACAACAACUAGUAAUUCCACUUUAAACAUUCUUAAGUUAAUACAGUGGUUCUCAACCACUCUGUAUGGAAAUUAACAUUCAAGCUAUUUAAGUUCAUUCACAAUAAUCAAAAAUAUGUUUGUUUUUUGUUUUGUUUUUUUCUGUGUUGUUUCAAACUGUGUUGCUGCUUGUACUGUGUUCUGUUGAUUAAUUUAAAUUCCCUUUGACUAAAUUGGUUUCUUAUAACUUGGUGAAGUGCUACGUUUGAAAAAUUAUUUUAUGAAAACCUUCAAUUUGUUUUAAAUAAUUAUCAUCAAUGAUAAAUAUAUUAUGUUGUUUCUUAAG